AUGACCGGAAGCCUUGUCGCCCGCAAACGGAACAUCCAAUGUAAAACCAAGGUGAAAACUGGUUGUGCAACCUGCAGAAUAAGAAAGGUCAAAUGCGACGAGAACAAGCCAUUUUGUCAAAAAUGUGUCGACACUGGUCGUACUUGCGACGGCUACGAGUCUCCCUUUAGGUCUCUUACCGGUCGAUCCAUUAAUAACGCUCAUGCUGGCAGCAUCAAGUCAGGCGCUGGUUUACAACCCAUCCGGCCCAACUUGACUGAGAUCGCCCCUCAGGACAUCGACCUCCUCAAUCGUUACUUCUCAACCAAGACCAUGUUCGACGUGAAGCUAGGCUGUGAUGAAGAAGCCAGGCAAAUCCUCCAGGCCAGCUUGACUGAUCCGCCGAUACGACACGCAGUCUCGUCUCUCAGAGCUCUUCGGGAACAUCUCGAGACGUCUGGCGACGUUGCAGCGUCUUUCGCGCAGGAGACCCCAAGUUAUGGCUAUGAAUUUGGCCUCCAGAAAUACUGUAUGGCUUUAGGGGGUCUCGCGGCCAAUCUGUCGUCUCCGGGCUUCAACGGGUUGAAGUCGGCAUUACUUUGCUGUCAGAUCUUCAUCAGCAUUGAGCAAGUGCGGGGGAAUUACGCUGCCAUGGCCCAGCACAUGAUUCAAGGACUCAGCAUCAUGCACGAGUAUUGGGCAAGGUCACAUUUUGUUGCUGCAAAUAAAUUGGUAUCAGCACACCAUGACCAGCUACCCUUGCUAGAUGUUUUCAUCAUCAAGCUAUUCGCUGCACCGUGCAAGUUCGCGGACCCUCCAGCGACAGCCGAUAUAAGCGGGACGACGGUGGCCGUGUGUGUGAUGUCGCCACAUCAACAGACUGUUGAAUCUCGCCGUCUUCGCACAAUUGCACCCGACAUGCGGACAGAGCUUACAAGGAUCGCUGCAACGACGCUUGAAUUUCUCGGCAAAGUGUCGCAUGUCGAAUCAGCAGGAAACGCUCUUCAACUACUAUCCGAGAAGGCAUCUCUGCUGGACUCGUUAGAAUCGUGGCUCGUUGAUCUUGAACUCGUUCUUACGGACAUCAGAGCUCCCGAGCCUAUUUCAGUGUCCUUCCUGCGCUUCUUCCAUCAGAUCCUGAAAAUCAUUCUCUUGGGGGCAUUAGACUCCUCACCAGAUCUGUAUGCCGAGCUGCGGACCGAGAUCGACCGAUUGAAGGGCGUAGCUAGCAAUAUAGAUGAAAGAGUAAAGGCUUAUAGAACAUGGAGUGGGACUAGCAGUGGUCGAGGGGAGCCAUCUAAAGUACGCUGA
Pseudomassariella vexata is the source of this 1290-nucleotide messenger RNA. RefSeq lists its product as uncharacterized. Gene Ontology annotation, biological process: regulation of DNA-templated transcription. The record is from RefSeq and is a predicted model, not a curated record. The transcript is spliced from 2 exons. Gene Ontology annotation, molecular function: DNA-binding transcription factor activity, RNA polymerase II-specific; zinc ion binding. The coding region runs from base 1 to 1290 and encodes 429 amino acids. Lineage: Eukaryota; Fungi; Ascomycota; Sordariomycetes; Amphisphaeriales; Pseudomassariaceae.